This is a messenger RNA of Gymnogyps californianus (California condor), 2533 nucleotides long. It is a transcript of the gene LRRC28, whose product is annotated as leucine rich repeat containing 28. Gene Ontology annotation, molecular function: protein binding. The transcript is spliced from 10 exons. NCBI's taxonomy places the organism in Eukaryota, Metazoa, Chordata, Aves, Accipitriformes, Cathartidae. The record is from RefSeq and is a predicted model, not a curated record. Bases 109 to 1212 code for a protein of 367 amino acids.
GCGGCGCCGAGCAGAGGCGGUCGCCCCUCCGCGCUCCGGCGGUGCCGAAAUGGGUCUGCUUUCAGAAGAUGCAAUGCACUAGAUGUGGUGCUUGGAACAGGAUUAGUCAUGGCAUCAGAACUAUGUAAAACAAUCUCUGAGGCAAAGUUGGAAAGGCACAAGAACUUGUUCUUAAAUUACCGAAAUCUCCAUCACUUUCCUUUGGAGUUACUGAAAGAUGAGGGGCUGCAGUACUUGGAGAGACUUUAUAUGAAAAGAAAUUCCCUGACCACAUUGCCAGAAAACCUUGCACAGAAGCUUCCAAACCUCGUGGAAUUGUACCUUCAUUCAAAUAACAUAGUUGUUGUACCUGAAGCCAUUGGCUCCCUCGUUAAACUGCAGUUUCUGGACCUAAGCGAUAAUGCCCUCGAAAUUGUGUGUCCAGAGAUUGGCCGCCUGAGAUCUUUACGUCAUCUUCGCUUGGCUAACAACCAGCUGAAAUAUUUACCUGCCGAGGUUGGAGACCUGAGGGAGCUGCAAACGCUGGACAUUUCAACCAAUCGUUUGAUAACAUUACCUGAAAGGCUGCAUAUGUGCCUUUCGCUGCAGUACUUGACUGCAGACCGAAACCACCUGUGGUAUGUGCCCCGCCACCUGUGCCAACUACCAAGCCUCAAUGAGCUCUCCAUGGCUGGAAACCGCCUUGCAUUUUUGCCACUUGAUUUAGGUCGUUCUCGGGAGCUACAAUAUGUUUACGUGGAUAACAAUAUUCAUCUGAAAGGCCUCCCAUCUUAUCUGUAUAAUAAAGUCAUUGGUUGCAGUGGUUGUGGUUCUCCAAUUCAAGUUUCAGAGGUGAAACUGCUCUCUUUUUCAUCGGGCCAGUUAACUGUGUUCCUGCCAGCAGAGGUGAAAUCUAUAGGGACAGAAACAGAUCAUGUGCUGCCUUUGCAAGAACUGGCCAUGAGGACCCUCUAUAACACCUACUACAGGUUUUUAAAAGAUUUGAACUUUCUGACUCCAAUCUCACUACCCAAAAGCCUCUUGGAAUUGCUGCACUGUCCCUUGGGACACUGCCACCGCUGCAGCCAGCCUAUGUUUACCAUUGUCUACCCAAAGCUCUUUCCCUUGAGGGAAACUCCAAUGGCAGGAUUGCAUCAAGGGAGGACAACUGUUAGUUUUGUGGCAUACUGCUGCUCCACCCAGUGUCUGCAGACUUUUGACCUACUGAGUUGAUAAACAUUUAAAACUACUCAGGAGUGCUGCCAGUUUAAAGCUGCAUUAGACGUCGUAUCCCAUUGGUACUGGAAUACUGUGUGUGUGUGCAUGUGCCAAAGCAGCAGAAGUGCCCAGUCGGGAACACUAAGAGGCACUUAAAUCCUGCCCUAUCAAAUUUGGAUGAACUGCAGAAACUUUCCGGAAGUGUAAAUACCAAGCUUUUAAAAGUAUUAACUUCUCUCUCCUCCAAGAUACAAACCAAACAAAUUCACGAGCUCUGACUUCAGGAUUUCCAGUAUUUUUCAAAUGUGGCUGUCUUCAGGUUGACCCAUUGCAUCAUUUGAGGCAGUUUUCAUUCAUCUAACAGGAAAAAAAAAAGGUUCAGUUAUGACAAAUAAGUUUUCACUUACUUCCCCCCCCUCCUUCACCCCUACAGCUGAAUUCAGGUGUGUAGAUCUAAGCCUACAGAAACCUUUGAUGGAUCCCAUUGACUUUCCCCUAGAAUUUAGCUUUAUUUUCUCCCCCUCAUCUUAAUAUUUUCCCCUGCAGAGUUAUCCCAGUUGUAUACCAAGUCUUUGAGAGUUAACUGUGGUAUUUAAAUCCACAUAUUAAAAGCAGAACUUUCUUUCUCAUAUCAUUAGAAGCCACACUGAUUUAAUUGGAGUAACUAGGAUAUAUCUAGAGACUAAAGAUCCUGUUUCGGUAAAGAAGGCUGGUACUGAUGCCUACACUAAGUGGUCUUGCUCCAGCCUGUUUGCAGGUGUGUUUUCUUUAUUUUCAUCAUUCAAGUUUUUUAUUUUUAAAAACACUUCCCCUUUUGCUUCUUUGAGUUCUUCAGGAAGAAGAUGACUUUAAGUAUCAAUUUCACUUGAAAAAAACCUAGUAAUAUGAUAGUAAAUAUUUAUCUAUAUUUAUUAUAUUUUUACAAUUGCAGACUGUAGAUCUGCAAAGAGUUGGUCUUCAUCUUUUUCUAGAUUCAGCAUUUGGCUCAUUUGUGAAAGUGUGUCAGUGGAGUGUGUGCCUCGGAGAAGGCUGGAAAUCCGGGGGGAGGUAUGUGUAUCUCCAUGCAUAGGUAUAUAUGCAUACAUAGAUAUCUUCACAGAAGGGCUGUAACAUUUGUUUUUGUAUAUUAAUGGCAGAUUUAGUGCAAAUUUCCACUCACUGUAAUAUUUGUGGGAAUCCUUUUUUGUUAGAUCUUUUUCAUUUUAAAUAAAGGACAAAGGAUGAAAAAAGGCCCAAAAUGCCUGCAUGACUUAAAAUUUUAAUUUUAUACUGGAACAGUUUAUACAAAAUUAGCCCCUCUUGACUUGUUUUGGAAUAUAGAAUUAUUUUUUUUAAU